CUCGCAAUAAGCGAUUCAGUGCCCAUUUCAGCAUGCUUAUAGUUCAGUGUACUAGACACAUAACCUAGUAUUAUUGUAUUCUUGUAACAUUAAUUAAAUAAAAUUAAUCUUUAUGCAAAGAAAUAUAUGUUUUCCAAAAUAUGUAAUGCGUCAAUAUUUGCACAUGGAGAAAAGAAAUGUAAAAUAUCCUUAUGGAGUGAAAUGUGAUUUAAUUAUAUAUUAUAUUUAUUAUUAAAAUAAAACAAUAUGUAUGUAUCAUUAUGAAUUUCCGUCAUAAAAACUUGAAAUUUUUGAUUGGCAAAAAUAUAUAGCUGAAUGACACUGGUAGAUCGAAAAUAUUAGAUCUAUCUUUAACCUAAUGCUUCCAUUUAUAUCGAAGAAGUUUCGCCGAAAAUAAACCUGAACGAAUGUCGUGGCUUCUGGAUAGUUCUACUUGAUCUGCAAUAUAAUGCACAAACGGUGCCAAUCUUAAUCGCAUUUUAAGAAUGAGUGUGAACUGAAUUACACGAAACGCAGAUUAUAUUCUUCAAAUUACAUUCGUGAUAAAAUUUGAAAAAGUGAAUCAUUGCUUCUCAAAUCAUUCUCUUUCUAAUCUAGAGUGAUUAACUACCAGACAGAAGAGAAAAUUGUUUCACAUCACAUCAUGACAAACUCAGAUUUGAAUGCACAAGAGUGGAAAGAGAAGGGUAAUGAAGAGUUUAAUAAAAAUAACUGGUCGGAGGCUUUAAAUUGCUACACAAAUGCAUUGAAAUUAGUAAAAGAGGAUAGUGCUGAGAAAGCAAUAUACUAUAAAAAUCGGGCUGCAGCUUAUUUAAAAUUACAAGAUUAUGAAAAAGUGAUCAAAGAUUGCAAUGACUCAUUGGAGAUAUGUCCUAAUGAUCCCAAAGCAUUGUUUCGUAGAUGCCAAGCACUAGAAUCAUUAGAAAGAUUUGAAGAGGCAUAUCAAGAUGCAAGAAAUAUUAUUUUAUUUGAUCCCAAUAACAAAUCUAUCCAGCCUAUAGCGGCACGUUUAUAUAAAAUUGUACAAGAACGAUAUAAAGAAAAUUCACGUAUUAGUGCCAAAGUAUCACAAAUGUUGGAUUUAGCCUUCAACAUGAGCAUGGAUAAAGAGAAGCGUGAGACCGCUAUGAAUAAUCUACUUGUGCUUGCACGUGAAAGAGCCGGUGCAGAGGAAAUCUUUAAGGAAGGAACAGUAUUAAAAAUAACAAAACUUUUGAAAGUCGAGAAGAAUGAGGAAAUAAUUUGUAAUGCGAUCCGUAUUAUAGCCGAGUUAAGCAAAAACAAUCUAAGUCGAACUGAAUCCAUUGUAAAAAAUAUUGGUUUGCCUUGGUAUCUGGAAAUAAUGAAUAGUAAACUUACGGAGAGAGUCAAUGCAUCUCAGUAUUGUAUACAGACUAUAUUAAACACUUAUAGUGGCAUGGAUAAUAAACCCGAUUCAAAGCCCGAUAAGGCAUUGUGCGAAGCGCAUAAGAAAGAAAUAGAUACGAUUCUAUCGUGCUUGUUGUACAGUAUAACAAAUAGAACAAUAACAGGUCUUGCGAGGAACGCGAUAAUAGAGCUUAUUAUGCGUAAUAUUCAUUAUACCGCUUUAGACUGGGCCGAGCGAUUGGUUGAGCUCCGCGGUUUGCAGAGAUUGAUGGAAGUUGCCAGUGAAAUGGAGGAAUACAAAUAUGAAUCCUCGAUGGAUGUUACGUCUUCUACGAGAACUAUAACUAGCGUAUGCUUAGCCAGAAUAUACGAGAACAUGUACUAUGACGCUGCUAAAGACAAGUUUAGGAGUGCCAUUGAUGAAUUUAUUAAAGAUAAAUUACUUACACCCGAUAUAGAAUCAAAGGUACGUGUAGUAGUUGCGAUAACAACUUUAUUAUUGGGUCCGCUAGACGUUGGAAAUGCAAUUGUGGCCAAAGAAGGAAUUCUGGAAAUGAUUCUUGUUAUGGCGGGAACGGACGAUGUGUUGCAGCAGAAAGUCGCUUGCGAAUGUAUCGUAGCCGCCGCAUCCAAGAAAGACAAGGCCACUGCGAUUAUAAAUCAAGGUGUAAAUAUAUUGAAGAAGCUGUACCAGUCUAAGGACGAUUCGAUUCGAGUACGGGCGUUAGUGGGAUUGUGCAAAUUGGGCAGCUCCGGAGGCUCAGACGCCACUAUCAGGCCCUUCGCGGAUGGAGCAACGAAAAAAUUGGCCGAAGCUUGUAGACGAUUCCUGAUCGAUCCCAAGAAACAGAAAGAUAUGAGAAAGUGGGCUGUGGAGGGUUUGUCAUACCUCACUUUCGAUGCUGAGGUCAAAGAGAAGUUAAUCGAGGAUCAAGAAGCUAUUCAGUCGAUGAUCGAGCUCGCCAAGACUGGUGAUCAGUCGGUUAUCUACGGCGUGGUCACAACAUUGGUGAACUUGUGUAACGCUUACGAUAAACAGGAACUCAUACCUGAGAUGAUAGAAUUGGCGAAGUUCGCGAAACAUCAUAUUCCCGAGGAACACGAGCUGGACGACACCGAUUUCGUGAAUAAGCGACUUUGUACGUUAGCCAAGGCCGGCGUGACCACUGCUCUAGUCAGCCUCGCUAAAACGGAGAGUCACAACAAAGAGCUGAUAGCACGUGUCUUCAAUGCGAUAUGCAGUCAACACGAAGUGAGAGGAAUGAUCGUUCAGCAGGGUGGUGCAAAGGCGCUAUUGCCGUUAGCGCUAGACGGCACGGACAAGGGUAAGAAGCAGGCUUCGCAAGCUCUGGCACGCUUGGGAAUCACGAUAAACCCGGAGGUCGCGUUUCCCGGACAAAGAAUCAUGGAGGUCGUGCGACCGUUCAUAAAUCUAUUGAACCCGGAGUGUUGCGCUCUCGAGAAUUUCGAAAGUCUCAUGGCCCUGUGCAAUAUAGCUGGCGUCAACGACAGCGUGAGAAAACGCAUAUUAAAAGAGGGUGGAUUCCAGAAAAUCGAAGUCUACAUGUACGAGGAGCACGACAUGCUGAGACGCGCGUCCACGGAAGUCAUAAACAACUUGAUGAUGUGCGAGGAAACGAUUCUGUACUUCGGGGGAAACGAUCGAGUCAAGUAUCUCGUGAUACUAUCCGAGGACGAGGAUGAAGCUACCAGUAUGGCGGCUUCUGGAGCUUUAGCAAUACUGACGUCGGCCAGCAAGAAAGCCUGCGAGAAGAUUUUUGACUCGAAAGAUUGGCUGGAAUCUUUACACUUACUCGCCAAUCCGAACUGCGACAUUCAGCACAGAGGUGUCGUAAUUGUGCUAAACAUGAUAAAAAGCACGAAGGAUGUUGCUGCAAAACUUAUUGAAACAGAUAUAAUGGAAAUACUGAUGGCGUUGAGCAAGAACGAUAACGUCCAAAGCGAAAAAGUUAAGGAAUUGGCAUCCACUGCUUUAGACGCUGCUGCCAAAUGGAAUCUGAUUCAGAAAAAUGUGGGAGAGGGCGAAUCGUCACAAAAUGUCAAUAACAUCGAACAUGUCGACUAAGGAAACCAUUCUUCCGCGUAUUCGUGAAUAUUUAAAUAUUUAAAUCUAAAAAAAUAUUUAUAUUUAUCACGUUAAAACCAAGUGCCUUACGUUAAUAUUAAAUUUCAAAAAUUUUAUAACGUGAAAUGUAUCGAGUGUAAUUAUAUUUAAAAAAAUACAAAAAAGCACUAAGUACACGCGAUUGUUAGAACAUUCA
Molecule: messenger RNA, 3650 nt
Organism: Linepithema humile (Argentine ant)
Lineage: Eukaryota; Metazoa; Arthropoda; Insecta; Hymenoptera; Formicidae
Gene: unc-45
Product: unc-45 myosin chaperone
Cellular component (GO): cytoplasm
Molecular function (GO): Hsp90 protein binding
Source: RefSeq, a predicted model, not a curated record